This is a messenger RNA of Haliotis rubra (blacklip abalone), 935 nucleotides long. RefSeq lists its product as uncharacterized. The transcript has a single exon. The record is from RefSeq and is a predicted model, not a curated record. Gene Ontology annotation, molecular function: cytokine activity. Bases 45 to 626 code for a protein of 193 amino acids. Gene Ontology annotation, cellular component: extracellular region. Lineage: Eukaryota; Metazoa; Mollusca; Gastropoda; Lepetellida; Haliotidae.
UCUACUCAUAGCAGCAAGGCCUGAACCGAUCUCUGUUGUGAAGUAUGUGGCAAGCUCGUGUGCUGGUGACGAUGUGUGUCCUCGUGACGCCGUAUGCCGUGUCGGCGGUGGACAUUGAUGAUUCACUGAUGGGCAUUGAAGAUUCAGUCAUGGAAGUUGGUGAUUCCGUGGACAUUGGUAAGGUUUUGACAAGACGGUAUUCAAACCCUGGGAGCCUGAUGACGCGGGAGGGAACAUCUGGGUGUCAACUGCCUCACGACAUACAACUAAUCUACCGUAGAAUGCACAGGCUGAUGGAAUACAAUGGAAGGCGUUCUUGUCCAAGAAGCGUCAGUAACAACCCUCAUGACCCUGUCUCGGAACGUUCCGUCUGUCCCUGGUACUACGAAAUCACCACCUUGGAUGAGACGUACUAUCCACGACAGAUCUGGGAAGCUAGGUGUAUGUGUAAGGAUUGCGUCGGCAACAGCAAGAACCAGUGCGAACCUGUCCAGUCUACCAUCACACUACUAAAGACUCGCUGCGAAAAUGGCAUGUUGCUGUACGAACCCGUCGACAAAGACAUCACAGUUGGAUGUACGUGUGUACAGCCUCGCGAUUGGGGACCGGGAUUCAGGAUGUUCUAGUUUCUUGAUUCGCACUGAGGCACGUAGAGGAGGGGAUGCUCCACCUUCUGCGGCAGAGACGUUAGGCUGCAGGGCAAGGCAAUGUGAGGCUUGUAAGACAUCAUCAGGCGAGUUGCAGGUCAUGUCAGGUCAUUUCAGGUCAUUGGCAUAUAUCUAAAAGCAGUGUAAGGCAUAUCUACGCCACCUACUGUGUUGUAAUGAAUUGCAAGGCGCUGUGGCGUCCCCUACUGUGUUGUAAUGAAUUGCAAGGCGCUGUGGCGUCCCCUACCGUGUUGUAAUGAAUUGCAAGGCACUGUGGCGUCCCCUGCU